This is a messenger RNA of Ictalurus punctatus (channel catfish), 2065 nucleotides long. Its product is annotated as succinate receptor 1. The record is from RefSeq and is a predicted model, not a curated record. Gene Ontology annotation, molecular function: G protein-coupled receptor activity. Gene Ontology annotation, biological process: G protein-coupled receptor signaling pathway. Lineage: Eukaryota; Metazoa; Chordata; Actinopteri; Siluriformes; Ictaluridae. The annotation marks the transcript as partial. The transcript has a single exon. Gene Ontology annotation, cellular component: plasma membrane.
UUUUUUUUUUUUUUAUGGCUGCAGGACAACUGUUCCAGUGUCAUCGCUCCAAUAUUAGAGAGAUAUUACCUCUCGCCAAUGUAUGGUCUGGAAUUUGCCAUUGGCUUCAUCGGAAACCUAGUGGUGGUCCUAGGCUAUAUCUUUUGCCUCCCUGCUUGGAAGUCCACAAACGUGUACCUGUUUAACCUGUCUGUGUCUGACCUAAUCUUCCUGUGUACUUUACCUGAGCUGUCCUAUAACUACGCUUACAACCAGAAGAAAUUCAAUACUUCACUAUGUGUGGUUAAUCGCUACAUCCUCCAUGUGAACUUGUACAAUAGCAUCCUUUUCAUGAUGUGGGUAAGUGUGGACCGAUUCUUGUUGCUGUGUCACCCACAGCGAGAACACAUCCUGUUGACACUCAAGGCCUCGUUGUGCAUCACCAUACUGAACUGGAUCUGGGUAAAUGCUCAAAUUGCUCCCCUCAUCGUCUUCAUUAUUCAGGACUUGGAGGACAAUGGCUGGACAGUGUGUCGUGAUUUUGCAAGCCUCGGCGUGGCCAGAGUUCUUCUGAUUUACAGCAUAGUGCUCACCAUAACUGGAUAUGUGAUGCCCCUGGUGGGUUUGUUUCUAUCAUCACAAAGGAUGGUUUCUGUACUCAUGAAAAGAGAGGAAAUGCGUAGGACAUCCUUCCAAAGGCCAGUAAGAAUUGUGAGGGCUGCGGCAAUCAUGUUUCUGGUGCUCUACACACCCAUCCAUAUAAUGAGGAUUGUGCGUAUUGCAUCUCGGCUUCCUGAAUUAAAUUUGUCACCGUGCAUCGUAGACUACAUCAAUUCGGUUUUCGUAGUGACACGGCCAAUUGCAUAUGCUCACAGUGCCAUCAACCCAGUGUUUUACUUCCUCAUGACAGACAGCUUUAAAGAAGCACUGCAAGACAAAUGGAGGCAGCUUAAAAGGAUGCUAAUGGCUGCACUAUAACCAAGUCUGACCUAUCAAGCAAAGACAGCACUGAUAAAAAUUGACUUGCUUUUAAAUCUGACUGUUGUGAAUAUUUAUUUACAGAUGGGUGACAAAUUAAAGCAAAAGCCAAUAUAAAGUGUCUUAGUAGAACAUUGCCAAAAACAUUUUCAGAACACCUUGGUAUAGAUUUUACAAGUCUCUAGAACUGUACUGAAGCAUUAUUCUUCCAAAAGAGGUUUACUUAAUUUGUUUUGAUGAUGGUAGCAAGCACUGUCUAACACUGGCAGUUGCAUUGAGAUCUGAUUACUGUAAAGAACAUAGCAUAUGAUUUACAUUUUAAUACUCAAUAAACCAUUCAGUAAGUCCUUGUGACCUGUGAAUGGGGUGCUGUCUUUCUGAAAGAGACCACUCCCAGCAGGAUAGUGACGUUUGAUCAUAGAAAAAAUUAUCAGUCAGAAGAACUCUGUAUUGAAUGCAGUGAUUCUUUUCUCUUAGACAGACAAAUUCAAACUUACACUACAACAGAGGAGGGCAGUAAAAGUAGAGAACAGAAAGAAACAUAUCAGUAGGCCUACAUUUGACAUUUCACUGUCCAAUUAUAAUUACUAUUUAGGCUUUUAAAAUAUUUUUUUCUCUAGCCAAAAAAGCAAUGUUAACUUAAUACUGUCUUCAUGAUACAUUGAUAAAUUUUAUUUCACAUUAAGGAAUUGAUAAGAUUUCAAAAACUGAUAAAGAAUUUCUUUUAAUUUGUCACCCCUCUGUAUAUAUGUAUAUAUUAAAGAAAGACAAUGGUAGUAAAAUUGCAAUGUAGCACAAAGAUUACAGAGAAAUAGGAUGUUUCAGAAAAGAGUUCUUUAUCAGUGUGUGAUAUCUGUACAUUUAUUAGUGAAGUUUAUGGAAGUUACAUUGUUCCCUGUUUUCUGUCUUGUGAUUAUAUUCACUAUAUAUCAUUAUAUUCUCUAACUUAUAUAAAGCAAUUCCUAUUACUUGGUAAAUUUAAAUGUUACAAAUAGCCAAAAUGAAUAUAGACAUGUACUAUAGAAUUAUUUGCAGACAUCUGCCUGUAGGAGGAGCUAUUGUCUCAGCAGUAAAGUAAUAUUAUUCCACCAGAACAUGUGCUGUUACU